Lampris incognitus (smalleye Pacific opah) is the source of this 773-nucleotide messenger RNA. It is a transcript of the gene hhla2b.2, whose product is annotated as HERV-H LTR-associating 2b, tandem duplicate 2. Gene Ontology annotation, biological process: positive regulation of T cell proliferation; T cell costimulation; immune response. Bases 7 to 654 code for a protein of 215 amino acids. NCBI's taxonomy places the organism in Eukaryota, Metazoa, Chordata, Actinopteri, Lampriformes, Lampridae. The record is from RefSeq and is a predicted model, not a curated record. The transcript is spliced from 4 exons. Gene Ontology annotation, cellular component: external side of plasma membrane.
GGCGCAAUGACCUGGAUCGAACGCUCCGUGAUUCUGCCGGUUAUACUGCUGGCAUGGCCUGUGGCGAGCGGAGAUACCAACGUGACCUGUGUAUAUCAGAAGAGUUGUGUGUUGCCGUGCACCUUCCCGCCUGCUGGUGAGGAGUUAAUCCAUUGGAUCCUGCUGGAAAAGGAAGAAAUUUUUGUCCACUCCUACUACAACACCCAGGACCAACUCCAGUACCAGAACCAACGCUACAGACAAAGGACAUCAGUGUUCCAUGACCAGAUCCCAGGAGGCAACGCCUCGCUCCGCCUGACCACGGUCACAUUACAGGAUGAGGGACGCUACAGGUGCUACACCAGCACCGUCAAGGGCAACAUGGAGGUUUUCAUCCACCUGGAAGUGGAAGUGCCACUUGGUGAAGUUGAUGUUGACCUGGUAAAUAACACAGUCACCUGCAGCUCCAAAGGGAUCUACCCAAAGCCGAAGCUCAAAUGGUCUACACAGCCUCCGUCUAAACUGACCUAUCAGAUCCCAAUCCUGAAGAACCAUCAGGAGCUAUAUGAUAUUAGCAGUUCACUGGAUGUGCGUAACAACAGUCAAUUCACCUACAUCUGCUCUGUCAGCAACAACAGAGGAACGAGGAAGACCUUCUUUCACCAACCGGUCUAAACUGUGCCAGACAUUGGUCCACCUCGAGGAUCGGGUCCCCCAGCACAAACGGAGCAAUAUGGUGUACGCUGUCAAGUGCCAGGAGGAUUGCCGUGACUUAUACAUUGGGGAAACUAAAC